AUGCCGCUUCCGUUUUACAGCCAUCAAACAGCCUUCAAGCCGCUGUGGUUAGAACUGGCGAAAAAGGGACACAAAAUCACUCUCAUCCAGUCUCAAGUCGUUGUAGAAAACAACGAGAACAUCACCCACAUACUACUGAACGACACGUACAGAAUUAUGAACAAAGGAAAAAUGUUCGACAAUUUGGGAAAAGGCCAAUCCAUCGUCACUGUACUCUUGGCGGCUUUGAGUUCCCAGGUCGAGGUAAUGGAAUACCAACUGUCGCAUCCGGGAGUCCAAGAUUUGUUGAAGGGCGAAAACAAAGUCGACCUGUUCUUCACCGAGUUCCUUGCAACAUAUGGCAUUCCUCUAGGGCGGAAACUCAACGCGUCGAUGAUCGGCUUGGUAUCCAUGGACUCCUCUAUUCACGGACACCUCUACGUGGGCAACCCCACGCACCCGGUUAUGUAUCCAGAUAAAGAUAUGCCGUUUUACCCGGCUCUUACCUUCAAGGAAAGGGUGAUAGACACUUUUUUCUGGGUAGCUUUUAAACUUUUAAUGGAUUUUAUAUUCAAUCCCAUGAUGGAACGGGUUGCUGCGAAAUGUUUAGGGGAGGUAGACCCUUUGGAAGACAUCGCUAAGGAGGUUAGUCUGCUGUUUAUAAAUGCCAACCCGUUGUUCAAUGCCGUGAGGCCUCUAGGACCUAAAACUGUCAACAUUGGAGGGGGGCUUCACUUGUUGGAACCUCAGCCGCUGCCUAGG
Messenger RNA from Anoplophora glabripennis (Asian longhorned beetle), 741 nucleotides. RefSeq lists its product as uncharacterized. Lineage: Eukaryota; Metazoa; Arthropoda; Insecta; Coleoptera; Cerambycidae. The transcript has a single exon. The record is from RefSeq and is a predicted model, not a curated record. The annotation marks the transcript as partial.